This is a messenger RNA of Sander lucioperca (pikeperch), 2374 nucleotides long. RefSeq names its product histidyl-tRNA synthetase (gene hars). Gene Ontology annotation, biological process: histidyl-tRNA aminoacylation; mitochondrial translation. Bases 461 to 2023 code for a protein of 520 amino acids. Gene Ontology annotation, cellular component: cytoplasm; mitochondrion. The transcript is spliced from 14 exons. Gene Ontology annotation, molecular function: identical protein binding; ATP binding; histidine-tRNA ligase activity. NCBI's taxonomy places the organism in Eukaryota, Metazoa, Chordata, Actinopteri, Perciformes, Percidae. The record is from RefSeq and is a predicted model, not a curated record.
GAACCGGAUGUCGUACGUGUUUCCGGAUCCGCUUUAGUCCACCAUAGUCGUGACAGCUGCAGGGUUGCCGCCGGUGUGAUUAACGGCGCAAAUAUAUUAAUGAAAAGCCAUGGAAGACAAGGCACAGAUACAAGAGGCGAUUAAAAUCCAAGGUGAAGUCGUUCGGAAGUUAAAGUCAGAGAAGGCGAGCAAAGAGCAGUGACAGGGUUGCUUACCACUUUUCUCCUGUUCUUCCUGCCUGGCCCUGGUGGAUGACCCCUCAUCAUCUACCUCACUGUCUCCUGGACAUCUUUGCUCAACUCACUUCCUGGUUCCGCUGCUACUGGCCGUUGUGAUUGGCUGCUGUGGCUGGCCCUGUACAACUCCACUGGACAUUGCUGUACCCGUGAUGCACUCCUGAACUUUUUACCGGUCGGAUUUCUGGACUUAUUGUUCUUCUUGUCCGUGCUGUGGGACCAACAUGCUGGCCGUGUUCUGUGUUCGUGCGUGCUCUGGUCUGGCGGGCUUUCGGACUGCAACACGGGUCCGAUCUGUGCAUUCUCUACCUGGGAUCACUGUUGCGCAGAUUGAUGAAGAGGUAGCCAAACUGCUGCAGCUGAAGGCUCAGAUAGGAGGAGACGAUGGCAAACAUCAGUUUGUCCUCAAGACGGCAAAGGGAACGAGGGACUACAACCCCAAGCAGAUGGCCAUCAGAGAGAGAGUCUUCAACACCAUCAUCAGCUGCUUCAAACGCCACGGAGCAGAGACCAUCGACACACCCGUUUUUGAACUCAAGGAGACGCUGACAGGGAAGUAUGGAGAAGAUUCCAAGCUCAUCUACGACCUCAAAGACCAGGGAGGAGAGCUGCUGUCCCUCAGAUAUGACCUCACUGUGCCCUUUGCCCGCUACCUGGCCAUGAACAAGAUAACCAACAUCAAGCGCUACCACAUCGCUAAGGUGUACCGCCGUGACAACCCGGCCAUGACCCGCGGACGCUACCGCGAGUUCUACCAAUGUGAUUUUGACAUCGCAGGGCAGUACGACGGCAUGAUUCCAGAUGCCGAGUGUCUGAAGAUUGUCCAUGAAAUCCUCAGUGAGUUGGACCUCGGAGACUUCCGUAUCAAGGUCAACGACAGACGCAUCCUCGACGGGAUGUUUGCGGUGUGCGGCGUCCCGGAUGACAAGUUCCGCUCCAUCUGUUCAACGGUGGAUAAACUGGACAAGAUGCCGUGGGAGGACGUGAAGAAGGAGAUGGUGAAUGAGAAGGGCUUAUCGGAGGAGGUUGCCGACCGGAUCGGAGAGUACGUCAGUUUGCAGGGUGGAAUGGACUUGGCGGAGCGCCUCCUGCAGGACCACCGGAUGUCUCAGAGUAAGCAGGCGUGUGCCGGCCUGUCGGACAUCAAGCUGCUCUUCAGCUACCUGCAGCUCUUCCAGGUCACAGACAAGGUGGUGUUUGACCUGAGUCUGGCCCGCGGUCUGGACUACUACACAGGAAUCAUUUAUGAGGCGGUGCUGACUCAGGCCGGGGCGGUCCCGGCGCCCGCUGAGGCCCAGAAAGGGGCGCCUGCAGAGGAGAGCGUCAGCGUGGGCAGCGUGGCGGGCGGCGGGCGCUACGACGGCCUGGUGGGCAUGUUUGAUCCCAAAGGAAGGAAAGUGCCAUGUGUCGGUGUCAGCAUCGGCAUCGAGAGGAUCUUCUCCAUCAUGGAGCACAAGGCUGAGGUGUCAGCAGAGAAGGUCCGGACCACGGAGGUUCAGGUGAUGGUGGCGUCGGCUCAGAAGAACCUGCUGGAGGAGAAACUCCGACUCAUCACAGAGCUCUGGGACGCUGGCAUUAAGGCGGAGGUGAUGUAUAAGAAGAACCCCAAGCUGCUGAGUCAGCUGCAGCACUGCGAGGAGUCGGGGAUCCCGCUGGUGGCCAUCCUGGGAGAACAGGAGCUGAAAGAUGGAGUGGUCAAACUCCGCGUCGUGGCCACCAGAGAGGAGGUUGAUAUUUCCAGAGCAGAUCUUAUAGCUGAGAUCAGGAAGAGGACCUCCGAGGCCUAGCCAACCGCCAACCCGAUCGCUUCAAACACAGACGUUCUGCACGACGACAAUUCACGUCGCACGCUACAACACAGCACGCCAAAAGCAAUGCCGCUAACUGGAGGUGUGACUGGAGAACACCACCUAGACUCAAAGUUGCAGCCAACACGGAACGUGAUGUGUUUUGGAUUGUGUCAGUUUUCAGAAACACGUUAUCUGUCCAGGACCAAGGCCGGCCGCUGUCCUACCUGAACCCAUCUCAUGAUUUACUGCAGUGCAACGUAUAGCUUCAACUCAUUUCUACCUUCAUCAAACAUGGCUGUACUGUCAAGUGUCUGAAAUAAAAAGCAUCCAUUAUUCUGCUCAAUACUA